This is a messenger RNA of Coniophora puteana RWD-64-598 SS2, 1124 nucleotides long. RefSeq lists its product as uncharacterized. The transcript is spliced from 6 exons. The record is from RefSeq and is a predicted model, not a curated record. Bases 7 to 999 code for a protein of 330 amino acids. NCBI's taxonomy places the organism in Eukaryota, Fungi, Basidiomycota, Agaricomycetes, Boletales, Coniophoraceae.
GACACCAUGGCCCUCACAAUGAAUGGUAUCAGAGUGGCGGCUCUGAUUUUGUCGCUAUCGUCAAUCGUUGCGACAAUAGGUCGGCUUUGGAUACGUACGUCACAGAAACGGCUUUGGUGGGAUGAUGCCGCCGUGGGCAUGGCUAUGGUUCUUCAGCUACUCCAGCUGGUCUUUACUCUCAUUCGUUACAAUCCUGAGGACUACACUAACACCACUAUGGUCGCCGCGUACUACAUGGCUUCAGAAGCGUACUACGGCGUCAUCUGGUUCUCCAGGAUAUCCCUCCUUUUGAUCAUCUAUCGCCUGACUGUCCGUCAACUUGAGCGUCGAAUUCUUAUGGGCUUGUGUGGUGUCUUCAUCGCAAUCAUAGUUCUCCUGGUCUUCCAGGCGAUCGGCGUAUGCGAGGUGAACCCAGCAUGGAAGGCUGAACUUGUUCCACAAUGCGAUCUUGGAGAGGGAGUUGCCAUCACCCAAGCUAUUACUGUCGUUUUGUCGGACUUCAUCCUGAUAGCCGCACCUAUACGCCUGGUGUGGAAGGUCAAGCUGACACCCGCUCAGAAGAUUCGUCUCAUCGCCAUCUUCUGCUCGACCGCGAUUACCACGAUCGUAAGCUUGGUACACAUGGCUUACCUUCUUCGAGUCGGCGGACUCGACGAGAUCAUGGCCGGCAUCGCCGAGAUGUCGGUGACGUUGAUCGUUGCCAGCCUGAGCGUACUUGUCGCGUUCUUCACGCACGUCAGUGAUAGCCAUCACGGUAGCUCGGGCUCGGGCUCGGGCUCAGGCUCUGGAUCGCGCCCCACCAAGAGCGACAGAACGCGGUCAACAGUUGUAUUCACGCCUCCAUCUCAUACGAGACGGCGGGCGGAUGACGUCAUUCAGGUUGGAGUGGACAUCGACCUACAGACCUUCUCAGAGGACCGGUGGAAAGUUGACCGUGACUACGAUCGUGUUUCCUCAGAGUUGCCAGGUUCAACAGAUAAGAUCCCACAUGCCGUCUAGUCAUAUUUACUUCCGCUUCGUGUAUCCAUUAUUCCUUUGUUACCGCAUGCAAUUGCCGAUCCAUAUCAUUAUUCGACUACCACUUGUAACAACGGAUUCAUAAUACAUCGAUACCCGUACCUCUA